UAUAGUCCGUAUAUAUUAGCCUUCUACACAAAACGUGGGGGAACAGUUGCGCUUGUUCAAUUGUCCAGUCGACAUGUCGCCCACUCGCAAAAUCAACGUGUCUACUAAUAUUCGAAAUAAAGAUGUUGAUUCGUUCGAUUUCACCUGGAGUUUCCAUCCCAUUUUCGUCUGGAUGCGGACGGUCUUGGGCAUAGAAUUGAACGACAACCGACUCACGAUAUUAGCAACGGCUGAUUCUGCUGUUGAACCGUUGCGCCGGAGAUGUUGCCGCUGGAUCCGACGCUUAUUCUGGGGGUUCCUAGUGCUGGUCAUUUCUCUCUCGGUCAACAUUUUGGACGCCAUUUUCACUCACGACGACACGAUCGACAGCCAUUAUUUGCUGCACGAAGAAAAGGUCAACGUCACCGUGUCCGAUCUGAUGAUCAUUCGCAUCGCCGCCGUCAACGAAGUCUUUUACAACGGGACCAUCCACUUGAUUUUCUACACGCUGGCCUGUUGCCUCGACGAGUGGAAGCAUUUGUGGACCAUUCUGCAAAAGAUUCAAUUCCAAUUGCCCAAACUGGACAGGCAAUUCUAUUUCACCUGCAGGAAGAUUGCAGUCGUCGGAACCAUCUGCAUCUUUGUGGUAAUGUCUGAAACAUGAGUCCGUGAUUAAUGCUAAUUCAUUUGAUUCUUUUCUCCCCCAAAGAAUUGUGGGUUGAACGUUCGAUUGGCCAUCAAUAAUUUAAGGACGACAUUGCCGAUCGACGUUGUGAUAUUGGUGACGUCACUCUCCAAACUGUCAGAGACGUUAUCUUUGAGCAUUUUGGUUUUGUUUUUCGUCCUGGUCUGGUCGACUAUUCACCUGUUCCGCUUCGUCAAUUCGAAAACGGCCGGUUUAAUCACGGCCGAUUCGUCGUCAAAUGCGCCCAUCAGUUUCACGGUCAGCCAACAGCUGGAAAACUGGCGACGUCUUCACGCUCUGACCUGUCAACUGGUGGAUCGCAUCAACUCUUGCUUCGGCUUCAUUCUGCUGGUGGCAAUGACUCACGGCUUCAUCAGCUUCAUCAGCGACUCGUUUGAAAUCACCAUGGCCUUCAGCAAUGGCAGUAACUUCCAGACGCGCUUCCUCAUCCGUUUCUUUCAACAUUUCACACUCUUGUUCGUCGUCUGUUAUUCAUCUUAUCGACUCCAGGCAGAGGCUUCCAAUACGUCGAAAUGUCUUCGCCAAUUCAAUUUCUCAUCCGUUCUGCCCAAUCUGCACAUCCAGCUCAACGGCGUGUUGAUGGAGGUGGGUCAAACGCAGUCGAAAAUAUCAGCGGCCGAUUUCUUCGACAUUAACUUGAGUCUCAUUCCAACUCUGAUUGGCACAACUGUGACAUACUUGAUCAUACUCUAUCAACAAGCCAACGCCGAGGCCAAAUGAAUAUCGAUUCGACGUCCCGGUUUAUUAUCAAACUGGCACAAGUCCCGCGUGCGUCAAUUGCUGGGCACUCCCCUGAUGCCUUAUAUAAGAAGAGCGGAGAGCGGCCAAAUGAAAAAGGAAGACAACCAGACAGAGUCUUUUAUCAAUUACUCCCACGUCAUGUUAUAUCUGCUAUAGUACUGGCCGAAUCUAAUAAUAUAAAAAACAACUUUUUUGUUGGAAUAAAUAACGAACGAGUUGCUCUGUAAUAAUUGGGAAAACGAAAAUUCCCGGGCGCG
Daphnia pulex (common water flea) is the source of this 1683-nucleotide messenger RNA. Its product is annotated as gustatory and odorant receptor 24-like. The coding region runs from base 1022 to 1405 and encodes 127 amino acids. Gene Ontology annotation, cellular component: dendrite; axon; neuronal cell body. The transcript is spliced from 4 exons. Gene Ontology annotation, biological process: sensory perception of taste. NCBI's taxonomy places the organism in Eukaryota, Metazoa, Arthropoda, Branchiopoda, Diplostraca, Daphniidae. The record is from RefSeq and is a predicted model, not a curated record.